AUGGCUAACCUCUCCGUUCCCUACGCCAUUCUUCCUAGAAUUGAAAACACACAUGUUGUUGAGAUUGACUACGACGACGAUGAGGACACAAACACCCUUCAUCGUUACAUCCUCGGCGUGCAAGAAAACAAGCUCUAUGAGUGGAAGAACAUGUUCAUGGGUCAUCUUGGUGCAUGGUGUGUUGGCUCUUCUAAGGAUUUUCUCAUGCUCUUAGACUCAAACGGUUCUCCUUUUCUCGUGAAUCCCUCUUCCACUAAGUCCAUUCGCUUGCCAAAUUUUCCUACUAAAUUCAUGUACGUUUCAUAUUCCUACUUUGUCCAAUUCUUACGUAAAACCUUUGUGUCCAAAGGUGUGGUUAUGCGUUCUCCCUCUCCUUCACAGUAUACGCUUGCAAUAAUGUAUAGUUAUCCAUGUAAGCUUGCCUUUUGCAAGAAUGGAACGUGGGUUCAACUCCAUGAUGCUAAGCAUACUUAUUGUGACAUUGUGUUCCACAACAACAUUCUUUAUGCUUUGGGUGAAAAUUGCUCUCUUGAAGCGUGGGAAUUUGGUGAUCAAGAAAACCCUAGAAAGAUCUUUGAUGCUGAACUUAAAGUGGAGAUAGAUGCGGCAGAAAAUGUGAAAUUUCCAGAAAAUUUGUUUUCUACCCGAUAUUACUUGGUGAUAUCAGAGGGAGAGUUUUUGUUGGUGGAAAGGUUUAUUGGCAAUAAUGUCAAUGCUGAUGGUGUAGCAGUGUGUGAAGGAGACUUUGAUGAUGGUGAAAUUCGUCCUUAUAGAACAUUGCAUUUUGGUGUGUACAAACUUGACUUUAGAAAGCUAAGGUGGGGAAAGAAGAAGUCUUUGCACGAUCAAGUGCUUUUUCUUGGAACUAAUGAGUCUACAUCAGUGCCUGCCAAAGCCAUUUCAGGAUGUGAAGCAAACUCAAUUUAUUUCACUGAUGAUAGGUUGGAAGAGAUGGGUUUGGAUUAUUCAUAUGGUGGUCAUGAUUGGGGUGUUUUCAUUCUUCAUGAUGGAAGUGUCAAGCUCUUAACUCCAUUUACAGAUAAGUUGGAUCCACCACCUAUUUGGGUUGUUCCGACCUCAGAAGGUUUAAGUAACUUGCCUCUAUCCAGUUGA
Molecule: messenger RNA, 1113 nt
Organism: Abrus precatorius (Indian licorice)
Lineage: Eukaryota; Viridiplantae; Streptophyta; Magnoliopsida; Fabales; Fabaceae
Exons: 1
Coding region: 1-1113 (370 amino acids)
Source: RefSeq, a predicted model, not a curated record